CGAGAGCGGCGCCAUGCUCGGGUGCUGCACCCUGGCCGCGGCUCCCUGAACCAAGCAACCGGCUGCCGGAGAGACUUAACAAGGACAAUGGCUGGCAAAGCUGAAUUUAAGAGCACUGCAUCAGGCUUUUUGGAUCAGUUUUUUGACCGCUUCAAGUCAAACACGAUGAGUGACAGAAGAAUGAAGUACCCCUACACCUUCUCUGCCAAGAUUGUUUCCUUCCCUUAUAAUUACCACAUCAAGAAUGUAUGGCUAUUCAAGUAUUACAUUAUUGGAGUGGGACUUAGCCUCCCUUUGUUCUACAAGAUCCAGCAACUUGCAUGCUCUCCAGCUAAUGUACAAAAGUUUGCGGAUAAGGCAGCGAAGGAGGCAGCACAGCAUGGGCAUUAAAUUUGCCUAAAUUUCAAGCUUCACCUCGGCUCUGUGAAAAUAUUCCAUGCUUCAAAUUUGAGUUUCAGUGGUCAUGUAUAAAGUGUAUGGAUAAUAAAUUGUAGAUUUACU
This is a messenger RNA of Procambarus clarkii (red swamp crayfish), 501 nucleotides long. RefSeq names its product reduction of Rh1 (gene roh). The record is from RefSeq and is a predicted model, not a curated record. NCBI's taxonomy places the organism in Eukaryota, Metazoa, Arthropoda, Malacostraca, Decapoda, Cambaridae.